Molecule: messenger RNA, 1517 nt
Organism: Musa acuminata subsp. malaccensis (wild Malaysian banana)
Lineage: Eukaryota; Viridiplantae; Streptophyta; Magnoliopsida; Zingiberales; Musaceae
Product: DNA excision repair protein ERCC-1
Biological process (GO): UV-damage excision repair; mitotic recombination
Cellular component (GO): nucleotide-excision repair factor 1 complex; nucleus; ERCC4-ERCC1 complex
Molecular function (GO): single-stranded DNA binding; damaged DNA binding
Source: RefSeq, a predicted model, not a curated record
GAUCCAUCUCCGUCCUUCCAAAUCCAAACCCUGUUUCUCGCUCGCAUAGCUAGGAAAGAUCGAUGGAGACCACCAGCGGCGAAAGGCGCCGAGAAGAGGGCUCAUCGAGAUCCCUUCCUACCCAGAGGAACGACGACGACACCGAGAAGAGGGGAGGGCUCAUCAAGAUCCCUUCCUACCAAGAGGUCUUGGGGACCGCAAACUCCUCCUCCCCUAAACCUCACAACCCUUACCCUUCCUUCUCCCAAGUCUUCUUUAUCAAAUCAUCGGAGUUCUACACGCCGCCGCUCCCUUCUCUUCCACCUCCUACGUCCAGUGCCGUUGAUCCCCCUCUUUCAUCGACGCCGCCAUUUUCGUCCUCUCCUGCCGCUGCUUCGUCUUCCUAUUCAUCGGGGAGCGCGUCGGGUCAGAACCGUAAUGCUAUCCUUGUAAGCCACCGGCAGAAGGGGAAUCCGUUGCUCAAGCAUCUUAGGAACACAAGAUGGACGUUUGCGGACGUUGUGUGCGACUACUUGCUGGGCCAGAGUUCGUGUGCUCUUUAUAUAAGUCUCCGCUAUCAUUUGCUCCAUCCAGACUACUUAUACUAUCGAAUAAGAGAAUUGCAAAGGAACUUUAAGCUGCGUGUUGUCUUGUGUCAUGUUGAUGUGGAAGAUGUGGCCAAACCUUUGCUUGAAGUCACAAGGACAACAAUGCUUCAUGACUGCACACUACUCUGUGGAUGGAGCUUUGAAGAAUGUGGUCGGUACUUGGAAACGUUAAAAGUCUAUGAAAACAAACCCUCUGAUAGCAUCCGAGAGCAAAUGCACAGCGACUAUCUUUCACGGUUAACUCAUGCACUUACAAGCAUUCGACAUGUUAACAAGACUGACGUGGUAACACUUGGUUCAACUUUUGGGUCCCUUUCGCAUAUUAUGGAUGCUUCCAUGGAAGACUUAGCUCGUUGCCCUGGCAUUGGUGAACGCAAGGUGAAGCGCUUGUACGAUACUUUUCAUGAACCUUUCAGACAUGUCUCCGGUCAGCCUACUACUAUUGUUCCCGAAACCCCCAUCAGGGAUAAAAAUGAUGAACCUACUACUUCCACACAUAAUGCGGUUGAACCGGAGGGGCAAGGGCCAACUGCAUCUAAACCUAAAAAAGAUACUAAUCUUAGCGUUAGAUCAGCCCUGACUGCUGCCUUUGCCAAGUAUCCCAGAAGGGUCGGGAAACAGGAUAUGAAAAGCACCUUGCUCGAACAAGGAAAAUACAGCAGUACGGAGGCCUCAAAAGAUGGAGAAAACUGAGGUUUGUUAAACGAUAGUGGCAAGAAGAUAAGCCAGGAUGAUGAUGAUGAAGAAGCCAUGAGUUUGUUACUUUCUACAUUCAUCACACAUGCACAGCCUGCCUUCCUGCAUUUAUGUUGUACAAACUGUUGAUGACUUAAUAUUGGUUUCUGGCUACGGUGCACAACUAUUGUAGCUUUAGUUCCAGCACAAUGGUAGAUUCUUUUUAUCCUAUAUAUGACGAAAAAGGUUGCUUGA